Oncorhynchus keta (chum salmon) is the source of this 918-nucleotide messenger RNA. RefSeq lists its product as uncharacterized. Bases 1 to 918 code for a protein of 305 amino acids. NCBI's taxonomy places the organism in Eukaryota, Metazoa, Chordata, Actinopteri, Salmoniformes, Salmonidae. The record is from RefSeq and is a predicted model, not a curated record. The transcript has 7 exons.
AUGGCCCUAGGUCUGCUCCUGCCCUACCCUGUCUGUGAGGCCACCUCUCUGGGUGCAGUGGUCAAUGUUGUCCCUCUAGAGAAGAGUGGAGGAAAUAUGGUGAGGUUACACAUUGUUAAUUACCAAUGCUGUGAGGGCCCACUACACCGUGAUCUCUGCCCUUCCCUGUCCUACGUUCUCCGGAGUGUGUCAGACAGGGAAGACUGUGUCGUGCAUACCACCUCGUUACCCUACACAGGACAGAAGCCCGCCUCAGGCUGGUGUGUCCGCCAAUGGCAGAGGACCAUUCCCAGCAACUACAAGGCCAACGUGAAUGUGGGGUCCAACGUGAAUGUGUUUCUGUUCUUGUGGGCUGGACCCUCCAACCAGUCUAACCCAUUGAGACUAAACCAGCCCCCUUACUGCAGCCUGCCUCCUCCUCUCAGGGCUCGUGUGAACUGCCCACGUCACUUCCCACUGACGGUGAAGGACCUGGAUGGGGACACAGUGCUCUGUCGCUUUGCCCAGGCUGACCUUGGAGAAUGCCUUGACUGCCCCCAGUACAACUUUCUGAAGAUGGAGGAGGAGACGUGUACUCUGUUGUACAACGGUAAAUCGUCCGCUGGCCAAUACUCUGUGCAGCUGAUGGUGGAGGACUUUUCACGCCAAACCCAAACCAACAAACCCAAAGCACUCAGUUCCAUUCCACUGCACCUGUCCCUUACAGUGGAGGAGGCGUCCUCAAGCUGCACUGCUGAGCCGGUCACUACAGGACUGACACCAACAGGGGGAGCCACCAUCUACGUUCUGCCCUAUGAGCAGAUCAACGUGUCUGUCACCUUUCAUUCUGACCUAGAGAGCGUGUCAGAAAUAGUUGUGGUUGGUCCCCUGGCCUCUUCAGGACAGCGCUGGAAACCAAGGGUUCCCUGGCCACCAUGA